GCGUAGCUGAUAAAGAAGCCAUCCUGUCCCAAGUCCUGUCCCAGACCCGCUGUCCUGCCUGGCAAACAUGUUCUCUUCCAAGUUCCUAUGAAACCCUCUUACCUCUCCCACGGUCUAGUCCAGAUCAGCCAGAGUACACCAGGGCUACCUUGAUCUCAAAGCCAGCAUUCCUGCAUGGUCAUUUGCUGGUAAUACUGUCCAGGGUCACAGAGAUGGCUUCCUAGAGGAGGUACUAUGCAAUAAAGUCUCCAGUCUCAUCUAUAUAUCCAUCAGCCUGAAGAUUCCAGGCAAACAUGGGGCACUCCCAGAGAGACAUAACCUUCAGUGUGCUCCUGGGAGCCACAGUACUAUCAGGAGUCAUUGCCCUCAUCCUCUUUCUUGUGGAUGGCUCAGACAUCUUCCUGCCUCCAGAGACCAAGUAUGGGAUGGUGUUUGAUGCUGGAUCCUCGCACACGUCUCUGUUCGUCUACAAGUGGCCAGCAGGCAAAGAGAAUGACACCGGCAUCGUGAGCCAGGCUCUGUUCUGUAACGUGGAAGGGCCUGGGAUUUCUCAAUACGUCAAUGACCCAGCAAAUGCUGGGGAGAGCUUGAGGCCUUGUAUGGAGAAGGCGCUGGCCCUGAUCCCAGAAGACAAGCAUGAGGAGACUCCCACUUUCCUUGGGGCCACAGCAGGGAUGAGACUUCUGAGAGAGAAGAAUAGUUCCCAGGCAGAUCGGAUCUUUGAAGAAAUCAGCAAGGUCCUGGGCCAGUUCCCUGUCAGUUUCCAGGGGGCCCAAAUCCUGACCGGGAAUGAAGAAGGCUCCUUUGGCUGGAUCACUGUUAACUACGUCCUGGAGACCCUGGUGAAGUAUACCUUUUCAGGGGAGUGGAUCCAACCUCCUAUGGCCCAGAUGGUGGGAGCCCUAGACCUGGGUGGAGCUUCAACACAGAUCACCUUCCUUCCACUUGACCCCAUCACUGACCCAAGCACUGAGGCCACCUUCCACCUCUAUGGGUACAAUUACAGUGUCUAUGCACACAGCUAUCUGUGCUAUGGGCAGAACCAGAUGCAGAAACGGCUCCUGGCACAUUUGGUGCAGACCAGUUCUUCUGAAGUGGUCCGGAACCCAUGCUAUCAUGCUGGAUAUGAGACUACACUGUCUCUGGCCGACCUAUAUGACACGCCUUGUAUCAAGAACUCCCAGAACUUUCACCCCACACAGAGCGUCAAGGUGGAGGGGCUAGGAAACCCAGAAGUUUGUUACUCUGCCAUCUAUAGUCUCUUCAACUUCUCUACCUGUCUGGGCCGGGAAAACUGUGCUUUUGAUGGCAUCUACCAGCCUCAGCAGCAUGGCCAGUUCUAUGCAUUUGCUGGAUUCUAUUACACUUUCAACUUCUUGAACCUCACAGGCGGCCAGUCUUUGCACACUGUGAAUGUGACCAUUUGGGAAUUCUGCCAAAAGUCCUGGAAACAGGUCGAGGCCAGCUACCCUGAUGAGAAACAAAGGCUACACAACUACUGUACUAAUGCUAUGCACAUCCUCAUCCUCCUGACCAAUGGCUACAAAUUUGAUAGUGAAACCUGGAACAACAUCCACUUCUACAAACAGGCUGCAGGUACAGACAUUGGCUGGACCCUGGGCUACAUGCUGAAUAUGACCAACAUGAUUCCGGCUGAGGCGCCAGGCAUUUAUCGGGCAGAAAGUUAUGGUGUCUGGGUUACUGGUGUCUUCUUUAUUGUCCUGGCCAUUGUAAUAAGCCUUGUGGCUGGAGUCAUCUACUGCUUUUGGAGCCCUGACUAGGAUUCAGACUUAAAUCACUGUGAUGACCAUCCUUGGGGUGGGCCAAAAGGAACCCGAUUCUGAGCUUCUGAUAAGCCCAAGACUGGCUCAUUUAAAUCCUGGGGGAACCCACUCCAUCCCAGCCUGGGGACCUCAAGGUCUAGGGUGGGGAACUUCUGUCUGACAGACUUUUGAAGUUCCUUUUGGAUAUCCUGACCAUUGUGUUUAUAUAUAUAUGUUUUCUGUGGGUAACUCUAGGCCUCAGUCAGUUCUCAGGAAGGGACUGGGCUUGGGGUGAUGGUAUUUGAGUAUCAAUUGAGGGAAAGAGUGAAAGUCUAGGGGCUGAAGUUGGGGUAUGGGAGUGUGACUGUUGGGAGGGAGAGGACUGGGAGAAGAGGAGAGAUGGCAAGGUGUAAUGAGCAAAGAAUUUGAUUGAAGAUUCAGGACACCUAAGUCCUACUGCUGCCUCUGCAAUCAACCAGUUGUGUGACCAGGGGCAAGUCAUUUUCUCUUUUGGAGUCUGUGUUAUUUUUUUAUCUGUAAAAUGAGGGGGGUUUGGACUAGAUGAUCAUUGAAGUCUAGAAUGAUUGAAAGCUCCGAUUUUCCAGAAGGGAAUUUGGAGACAACUAAGUGUCCCUGGAAUAUGCCCUCGUGCUGUUAUCAAAGGUGGGCCCGAGCCACCAAAGACAGGCGGGAGGUGCGCAGCUUCUUUAGCAACAGCCACAUCCCUGGGUUUGCUUCCGGCUUCUCUCUUGCCUUGGAGCAGCCCCAGUCAAAGAGUUCCAGGUUGAGGAUGUUUGUGUGUACUCCUCUCCCCAUCUAGAUCUGGUUGAACUUGUCCUACAGAAUUUGCUCACCUUGCUUCCCUCUCAGUCUUCAAAUCCCAGCCUUUUGACACUAGCUGCCAUUCUACCUCUGUACAUUAAUCUCUGUAUAUCGUCUUCCCCAUCAGACUGUGAGCUCCUUGAGAGCAGGGACUGUCUUUUGCCUUUUGUUGUAUCCUCAGCUCUCAACACAGUGCCUGGCACAUAGUGGGUGCUUAAUAAAAGCUUGUUGACUGA
Dromiciops gliroides (monito del monte) is the source of this 2821-nucleotide messenger RNA. It is a transcript of the gene ENTPD8, whose product is annotated as ectonucleoside triphosphate diphosphohydrolase 8. Gene Ontology annotation, molecular function: GDP phosphatase activity; UDP phosphatase activity. The coding region runs from base 294 to 1781 and encodes 495 amino acids. The record is from RefSeq and is a predicted model, not a curated record. Gene Ontology annotation, biological process: nucleoside diphosphate catabolic process. Gene Ontology annotation, cellular component: plasma membrane. The transcript has 12 exons. NCBI's taxonomy places the organism in Eukaryota, Metazoa, Chordata, Mammalia, Microbiotheria, Microbiotheriidae.